AAGCUUCCGGGGCCGAGGCUGUCUGGGCGAUGAUCACGAGAGGCAGGCAUGUGGUGGUGAUGUGGACAUUCGCCAUCGCCUCUCCCUCUCAUCUCCCCUCCCUCAUCCUCCCCCUCCCUCCCUCGCAUCCCACACAACAUGGCGAAACUGCGCACGCUUCCGCUCAUCCCUCUACCCCACAAUCUCGUCCUUUUCCCUGGCGUCACCGUGCGCAUACCGGUGCAGAACCGCGCCGAUGUCGCCGCCAUCCUCGCCCAUAUCUACAGCAAAGCCUCCACUCCCCGCCCCGAGCCUUCCAGCCUGACCGUCGGCUGCGUGCCCCUCAACAGCCCUUACCUCAGCCCCGAUGGCAAACGCCUUCUCGAAGACGCGGGUGCGAAAGACAAGAAACCGACCGCCAUCGAAUCCGAUCCGUCGCAGGCGCGAAAGCCGGAUCUGUUCCAGUAUGGCACCAUGGCAAGAGUCACGGGUGUACAAGGGCGUCGAGGCGAUCUGGUGAUGGUGGUAGAAGGCAUAAGUCGCUUCAAAGUCGACUCCUUCACCAAGCAACGCCCAUACUUCGAGGCUCGCGUGCAGCUACACGAGGAUGCCGCGGUCGUCGACAACGAUGACAAGGUGAAGGAGUUGUUUGCGCAGCUUAAGCAACUGUCUCGCGAGUUGAUUGCCCUUAUCCGGCUAUCUGCUCUGCUGCCCAGGGGCCCGAGCGUGUCCAUCUCGCCACUCCUCGCUCGGCGCCUGGAACUCUACAUUGUGCGGAAGGACAUUGCCGAUGCCGGCGUUCUCGCGGACUUCAUGACAAACGUCGUCGAAUGCACGCACGAAGACAAACUCCGCAUCCUAUGCGCCUUGUCAGUUCAGGAACGACUGGAGCGCGUGGUCGAGGCGUUGCAGAAGCAAAUCAGCUCGCUUCAAGGCAACGGCACCAUCUUGACCAUCACCACCAACGUGCCGCAAAAUGGCACCAUCGAUAUUGAGACUUUGAGGCAGAGAGCGGCGGCGCGCGGGCAGGCGCCUGGUAAUAAUCUCGGUCCACUCGGCGGCUUCGGCGGCCCACCGGGGCAAGAUGAGGAAGCGAACGAAGUGGAGGAGCUGAAGAAGAAGUUGCAGGACGCCAAGCUGUCUCCCGAAGCGCAAAAGGUGGCGGAUCGCGAGCUGAAGAGGCUGGCUCGAAUGAAUCCAGCACAAGCAGAGCAUCAGGUCUGCCGGAAUUACCUCGAGAAUCUGGCAGAGAUUCCUUGGACGAAAGUCACCGAGGACAAUCUUGACGCCGCCACCCUGCAGCGGGCGCGACAGCAACUCGAUGAUGACCAUUAUGGCCUGGAGAAGAUUAAGAAGCGAUUGUUGGAAUAUUUGGCUGUGCUCAAAUUGAAGCAAGCGAAGAAUCAAGAGCUGGAUCAGCAAAUCAAAGCCAUUUCUACACAAGCGCAGAACGAGGAGAAGCAGCAGAAGGAGGCAGGAUCUGAAAGCGCGAGUUCUGGCAAGGAUGUCGCCACGACUACGAAGCCUCAAGCAGAGCCACCUCGGGACAAGUCGCCAGAAGAGAUCAAGAUGCUUGAGCACAAGAAGAUGGUCGACAAGUCGCCAAUCUUGCUGCUCGUUGGCCCGCCAGGCACUGGAAAGACAUCCUUGGCCAAGUCCGUUGCGGCUUCCCUCGGCCGCCAGUUCCACCGCAUCUCCCUCGGCGGGGUGCGAGACGAGGCAGAGAUACGAGGGCACCGCAGGACCUACGUCGCCGCCAUGCCCGGCCUCAUCGUCAACGGAUUGAAGAAGGUCGGCGUCGCGAAUCCCGUGUUCCUGCUUGACGAGAUUGACAAAGUCGGUACCUCUUCCAUCCACGGCGAUCCAUCUGCUGCAAUGCUAGAGGUUCUGGAUCCUGAGCAGAACCACACUUUUGUGGACCACUAUGUCAACAUCCCGAUCGAUCUGAGCAAGGUGCUGUUCAUCGCGACGGCAAACACCUUGGAGACCAUUCCUGCUCCUCUGCUGGACCGGAUGGAGACGAUUCAGCUUUCUGGAUACACCACGCUCGAGAAGCGACACAUCGCCACUCAACACCUACUCCCCAAGCAGAUCAAAACAAACGGUCUUCGAUCGGAAGAUCUUGAUCUCAAAGAGGAUGCACUGGAUAAGGUGAUCACGGGCUACACACGCGAGUCUGGCGUCCGGAAUCUGGAACGAGAAAUCGGCAGCGUGUGUCGAGCGAAGGCAGUGCAAUAUGCCGAGGCGAAAGACAACGGCUCGCUAUUCUCCUACUCCCCCCAGGUCACAGCCGAUGACUUGGAGGACAUUCUCGGGAUUGAGCGGUUCGAAGAGGAGCUCGCCGCGCGAUCGGCUCAACGCGGUGUGGUCACUGGCCUUGUGGCUUACAGCACGGGUACGCAAGGAAGCAUUCUGUUCAUCGAAAUCGCCGACAUGCCCGGCUCUGGCCGCGUACAACUCACGGGCAAGCUGGGCGAUGUGUUGAAGGAGAGCGUGGAGGUGGCUUUGUCGUGGGUCAAGAGCCAUGCGUACGAGCUGGCUCUCGUGCACGACCCGAAUGAGGACAUUAUGAAGAACCGCUCGAUCCACGUGCACUGUCCUUCCGGCGCGAUACCCAAAGAUGGCCCUUCGGCUGGGCUUGCACACACAGUCGCGUUGAUUUCACUCUUUUCCGGCAAAGUCGUGCCACCUACCAUUGCCAUGACGGGCGAAGUGGCGCUGAGAGGCAAGGUGAUGCCGGUGGGCGGGAUCAAAGAGAAACUCAUUGGUGCUUUACGGGCGGGUGUCAAGAAGGUACUACUGCCGCAACAGAACCGCAAGGACGUCAAGGAUCUGCCGGAUGAGGUCAAGGAGGGGCUUGAGAUUGUGCAUGUCAGCCAUAUCUGGGAAGCACUGCCGCACAUUUGGCCGGAGAGUAGCUGGGGCCAACAGCUAACUGGCUUUGAGAGCCGGUUGUGAGGGUUUGAUUGUCAAGCAAUUGAUCUUUGAUUACUCUUCUGUAGAAUGGGUGGUGUAUUGUAGAUGAUGAUGAAACGCUUCAAUUCAAUGGGACAAUGGCCCAGCAUUCGAUCUCAUAGUGCCAGUCCGGGCCGGCCAGCCUUGCCACGGGCACUGUAAUCAUCACGGUCAGCGGGUCUCCAUUGAACAGGCACACGGCA
Neohortaea acidophila is the source of this 3137-nucleotide messenger RNA. RefSeq names its product Lon protease C-terminal proteolytic domain-containing protein. Gene Ontology annotation, cellular component: peroxisomal matrix. The record is from RefSeq and is a predicted model, not a curated record. Gene Ontology annotation, molecular function: ATP-dependent peptidase activity; ATP hydrolysis activity; serine-type endopeptidase activity. The transcript has a single exon. The coding region runs from base 139 to 2937 and encodes 932 amino acids. NCBI's taxonomy places the organism in Eukaryota, Fungi, Ascomycota, Dothideomycetes, Mycosphaerellales, Teratosphaeriaceae. Gene Ontology annotation, biological process: protein quality control for misfolded or incompletely synthesized proteins; protein processing; protein targeting to peroxisome.